AUGUCAUCCAGUACAUUCAUAGACACUACUGAAGAUAAAGAUGAUCAGUUAAUUAUUAUUGUCAAUGCUGAUGGAACUAUUACAGUUGACCCUGAAACUUUGCAAAAGUUAAUUGCCAAUCAACAUGGUGGUAAUUUAAGUGUAGUGAGAGUUGGAGAUAAUCUCUCACCUGAAGACUCUCAAGAAGAUGGAGAUGGGGAUGGAGGAGGGCCUCACGUCAACCUUACUGUCGAGGGAUUCUAUCCUGAACCGACAGAAUCAGAAAUACUUCAGCCUGAUGGAGUCGAUGGAAGCAGUGAGGUGGUGGAUCCUUUUUCACAAAUGGAGCCCGAGCACAUUGCUAGGCUUGAAUCUGUCCUUCAGUCUGAGCAAGCUAAAGAAAUUUUAGGAACUAAUCUAGUCGAAGAUAAUAACCUAAAUUCUGUAUUAGAUAUCUUGGAAGGGAAAGAUGAGGUAUCACCGUCUGUUGUUCAUAAUGACCAUAGUUAUACUUCAGCUAUCCCCGCAUAUCAGCAACCUCAGGCGCAGGUACAGAACCAACCUGCACAGGCUCAGCCACCAUCUCAUCAUCGGCCUCUCACUAGGGGUGGACGUAGCCGUGGAAGGGGUCGAGGCUUAAUGACAAGGGGUGGCAGAGGAGGCAAUGCAGUCGUCCACCAAGUGGUGGUUCCUUCAAGCCCUGUUACCCAGAGUCCAGUGAAGGUGAUCCAAGCGUCGCCGCAAAAAACCUUUGUUGUUGCUUCGCCAUCCCAUCCUCGUGUUAUCGCACAAACCAUUAACAGUGAGGAAGAACAGACUCCUAAGGUAAUACAUAGGAGAACUAUACUAACUAAACUUCCUCAAACACCAACGCAGCUGAAGCAGCAAACCCUACAUCAGGCCCUCCAUACAUCUACACCUAUCAGUAUUGCACAAGAUACUGGAGGAACUCCAACCUUAAUAACCUCUACACCGAUUGUUAUUCAAAGAAAGGUACCUAUAACGAGAGGCGGUCGAGGAGGCAGAGGUGGUAGAGGAGGUAGAGGUAGGAGGAGUAAUAUCGCCAGCGGCGAUGAAGUCAGCGCUGCGCUUCAAGCAAUGGAAUUGACACCACCUCAGUCCCAACCCACUCAAUCACCUAUACUAGCAUCUCCUGCUAAGCCACAAUCAACAUCACAACCUCAGGUGGAACAGGAAGUGCUGACAGUUAAGAAAAAACCAGCCAUGCCAACUGUGAUAAUACGUAAAAUUGGUACUAAAUCGGAGAUAAUUUCUACCUCUGGAAAGAGUAAUAAAGUGAGGCUUCAUUCCGAAGAGAACAGCCCUGAGCAGUACGCUAUCAUUCAACCUCAGCAGCAACCUGAGGGCAAUAAGACGGUGAAGCAGGUACUAGCUCCGAAGGCUGUUGAACCCACAACACCCACCCGUGUAGCCGCCAAGGAGUUGGUGACGAAUGAAGACCCCUCAUCAAAAAAGAAAAAGGAAAAAAAGGCAGUGUUAGCUUCACCGCCGGCUGAAGCGCUAGGUCCUGAGCUCUUUUCGACGCCGGAUAUCAUCCGAAGAGUUAGCACAGAUAAGCCUGCCGAUGGUUCCGCUCCACAAACACCAACACAGGUUGAACCAAAAGUUCAGGUGCAACCUACCCAUCCGCCCUUCAAGCCUAUAAUCAAUUGUGAUGAAAUGACACCCGAAAGUUUGCUAGAUUCAAUUCAUGCAGAAGUAGCAGCAAAAGAUGAUUCCCGAUUGAUUGCCGAAGCAUUAUUACUUGACGAUCUUACCAAUGAUGAUUCUCAGUCAAUGUCAUAUCCUGGCAAGGAAAAGUCAGAUCCUGCUAGAACUCCUGGCUCUGCUACAUCACAACCUCAACAACAAAUGCAACAAUCCCAGACGCAAAAUCAAAUUUCUGUUGAUGCUCAGACUCCUAGGAUUAGGAAAUUGCCUCCAAUCGAACUUCCCACAACAAGAUCUGCAACUAAAAAAGCUGCUGCUCAACAGCCGAAUUCAGUUCAGCAACAGAAUCAGCAGCAGCAGCAGCAACAACAACAAUCUAGGAAUGCGCAUUCACAAAGAGAAAAGAGGCAGCAAGUAAGUGGAGCUGUUUCUGAAAAGAGGCAUUCAACUGAAGCAAAGAAAGUCACCGAAAGAGAAAAGAAAGUUCCAAUCAAAGAAGACUUUGUUUCUGAUUUCGAGGAUGAAGAAGCCGAAACUGAUGAAGAGAGUUGGAAUUCCGAGGACGAUCCUGACAGGCUGUGGUGUAUUUGUAAAAAGCCUCAUAAUAACAGGUUUAUGAUAUGCUGUGAUGGGUGUGAAGAAUGGUUCCAUGGAAAAUGUGUCGGAAUUACUAAAGCUCUUGGUCAGCAAAUGGAAUCGAAGGGCAUUGAAUGGUCUUGCCCUAAUUGUGCUCAAGCAAAAGCGCAAAAUAACAAAAAAGCUCAAGAAAUUUCUAAACCUGCAACAACACCACCUUCUGCUAAGUUAUCAUCUGGUCAACAGACAAUUUCAUCUUUAGAAUGCAUUGUUUGUAAAAAACCUGCUAAAGUGGAUUCAAAUUACUGCACGGAUUUAUGUGUGAGAAAACAUGCUUUAACAAUGCUUGCCCUCUUAAAGAAAGAAACAGACGGUCUUCAACUUUCCUCAAGAGUCGUCGUAUACGAGAAAAAAAGUGGGAAGCUUCUUGCCGGUAAUGCAGCACCUACUGUUCAGAUACUUGCUGAUUGGUUGCUUGAACAUCAAACCUAUGAAAUCGCUAAACCGAGUGUUCUCCCUCCGAAUAAAUUCUACAAGAAGCCUGCCCAGGCCCAGUCGCCUGAAGGUGCUCAGCAGAAACAGUCUAUACCUUCUAAGCAAAUCCAACAGCAGCAAGAAUCGGCUCCAUCUAAACCGCAGCAACCGACGGCAGCUAAGCAACAAGUAACUCAGGCGAAGCCAAUCCAACCGAAAGCUUCCAAUCAAUUGAAACAACAGCAGCCGCCUCAAACGAAGCAAGUACAGCAACAGCAACCUCCUCAAGCCAAACAACAACCAGCUCAAACUAAACAGCCGCAGCAGCAACCUUCACAAAUUCAAGUUAAGCCGCAGCAAUCUGCAAAGCUAACACAACCAGCAAAACCGUCAGUUAUUAAACAGGGUGGAAAUGAAAAAGGUGGAAAUUUAAAGCAAUCAGUUCUCACUCAAAAAAUAACCGCAUCUGGCACCAAAGAAAUCGGAUUUGCCCCAAAGCCAUCGGCACCUCAUAAGAUUCAGAUUAUCCAGGCUCAACCCAUGACUGUGCAGCAGCCAAUAACCAAAGGGAAAGGAAAAGAAGAAGAUGAAAGCAAACCUAAAAAGUCAGCAGCGAAAAUUGUUGCACAAUCUCCUGCAGAACCUGUUGGUAAACGUCCUUCUGUCGACAGUAAAAAACCUAUUGAGAGGUCAUCAUCCAAAGAAGAUAAACGUAGGGAUUCAGUUAGUAGUACGAAGGACAAAGAUGAAAAGAAGAAAGAAGAAAAGAAAAAAAGGAAAGAUUCUACCAGCGAAACCGCAAAGCCCCCUGAAGAAACUGCACCUGCUCCAUCUACCCAGUCUGUGGAACCAGUCAGAGCGAAUGUAAAAAGAACCCUUCAAGAACUAUUGAAUCAAAGGGUGAAACAAGACGACUCUGUCAACAUCUCCAAUGAUGAGAUUAAAGAACUAGUCACUUCUAUCGAGGAAGAGCUGUUUGCCCUUUUUAAAGACACUGGGACCAAGUACAAAUCAAAAUAUAGAAGCCUCGUUUUCAAUAUUAAAGAUCCUAAGAAUUUAACUCUGUACAAAAAAAUUGUUGAGAAAUCAAUCAGCCCUACCCAGUUAGUGAGGUUGUCUCCUGAAGAACUUGCCUCCCAGGAGCUUGCGCAAUGGCGUGAAAAAGAAGCCAAGCAUCAGCUAGAGAUAAUAAAAAAAAAUGAACUAGAUUUGAUUCAUCAAGCCAAAACUGUUGUCCUGAAAAGUCGGAAAGGGGAAGAAGUUAUUGAAACUAAAGCAAUCAAUAUAUCCGAGUUGGAAUCAGCUCUUAACCGUACAGCAGAUGAUUAUGAACUUGAGAAAACUAUGGCUUCGGAAACUAAAGAAGAGGAAAAGUCACCAGAAAAGAAAAAUGACAAAAAGAAAGAAGAGCAUUCUUCGAGGUCGAGUGACAGGAAAAAGAAAAAGGAAGAUAGAAAUCGAAGGGAUAGGAGCAGGUCAAGAAGGCGAUCGAGAUCCAGAAGCCGUGACCGAGAUAAGAAGAGGAAAGAAAAAGAUGAAAAGCCUAAAGAGAAAGAAAAGGAUAAGCGGGAUGACAAAGCCGAGGAAACCCUGAAGGAAAUUGAGGAGGUUAUAUCACAGCACAUAUCAAUUCCACCACCACCUCCAUCCCAACCUGAUAGUGACCUUUCUGAUCGUGAACCGUCUUCGACGGUCAACAUUUCUACUCCUCCUUUGGAAGAAGAAAAACCGCCCGUCUGGAGAGGAAUUCUCAACAUGUCGGAGGUCACAAAGCUCUAUACAAGUGCUUAUGAGGUAUCUGGGAGCUGCGAAGACUUGGGCGAGGAACUGUCUGAUCAGCUAGACUGUGUGGGAAGGAUUCAACCAGAUUCUGUUUGGGAAUAUGUUUCUCGAAUGAAGAAGGCAGGCACAAAGGACAUCAUCGUUAUCAGGUUCCAUUCUGAAGCAGAAGAAGAGAAGAUGAAUUACCUUUCCUUAUAUUCUUACCUAAACAGCAGAAAUCGAAUGGCGGUAAUUGGCCAAGUUUCCAAAACUGUCAAAGACUUCUAUGUCCUCCCUCUUGCGAGUCACAGUCCAAUACCUCAGGUUCUUCUUCCUUUGGAUGGUCCCGGCUUUGAUGAUUAUCGAACUCAUCUCCUUCUUGGCAUCAUCAUCCGAACAAAGAAGGGAUCCACUUCUAGCUUAGCAUUGUCAAGCAGAAGUAAGAAAUCAUCAACCUUGGUUUCCAGCAGUAAUAACAAAUUAGAAAGAUCUUAUACUCCUCCACUUCCUGCCGAUGGUGGUACUCCUCCAACAACACCGCCUCCUCUUCCUCCAUUUUCGAAACCUUACUCACAUCCUCCAGGACUCACCCCUCCCCUGCCAGAUGAUGAUGAACCUUAUAGUCCUGGAGAGGAUGAUUUGUAUUCUCCAGAGGACAAUCAAGCAGAAGCUAUUCUAGUCAAUCCUGAAAUUCAGCGGAAUUUGGAAGAAGUCAAUCGGAUGAUCGAACAAAAAAGGCAGCAGAUACAGAGCAUUGCUCAAGCUGCAGCCGGUAGUCAGGUUCCAGUGGCUAUGGAUGAAGAAGCACCAUAUAGCCCAUCUUCUUCAUUUACUCCACCAAGACAAGGGUCUGAAGCAAUUCCCUUUCUGGAUACUAAUGAGAUUAAGCUUCCUCCAAAUCUUCAAGAUAUUCUUGCAUCUAUAAAGGGAACUCCUACUAUGGAUGUCAAGUCAGAUCCUAUUGUAAAAGCUUAUACCAGCCAAGCCUUUUAUGAAGAAGAAGAAGAAGACUCGAAGGAAGAAGAGAAAGACGUUAAAAGUGAACGUACCAGUAGGGAUCCCCGCCAGCGACCUGAUCCUCCUAAACCGAAGUCUGCCUUAUCACAACUUUCUGAUUCAGAACUAAUAAGGAAAGCAGCAGAAAUGGAAUCAGAAGAAAAGAAAGAAUUUAAACAGCCAACAUAUUUUUAUGCCGCACCUCCACCUGUACCCGUAGCUGUAGCCCCUCAGCCUAUCUACCCACCUCCUCCUACGCAUUAUAAAUUUCCUCCGGCUCCUGCUCCGCCUCCUCCUCCUCCUCCUGUAGUUGAUAAAGAGAGGAAAAGGAAGGAAAAGUUUAAGGAAAGGAGACCACCACCUCCACCAAUAUCCCAUCCUCCUAGAAGAAAAUGGGAUAAUGGACAUCAUAACAGAGGAAUGAUGCAACAUAGACCACCAAUACGAGGAAAUCGACCUCCAAGAUUCAGAGGAGGAUUUGACCGUGGCCGAGGUGGGUUUCGAGGAGGUGGUGGUGGCUUUAGGCCUCCGCGGGGAGGAGGUGGUCCCCCUCCACGAUUUAGAGGAACACACGGCCGUGAUAGAAAUGUACAAUCUGAAUGGGAUGAAGAAAUUAGAAAUUUUGAGCAACGUAAGGCUCGUGAAAGGAAACGAAGGGCAAGCAGAACACCAUCACCAAGAAGACGGUCACUUUCCCCACCUAGAAGACGAUCUCGUAGAGCCUCUUCAAAUAGUAGUUAA
This is a messenger RNA of Nezara viridula (southern green stink bug), 6198 nucleotides long. The record is from the annotation of a GenBank genome assembly. NCBI's taxonomy places the organism in Eukaryota, Metazoa, Arthropoda, Insecta, Hemiptera, Pentatomidae.